GAUAACUUGAUACUUUUUUCCAUCACUGAAAAUUCUUAACAAUAACAGCGGUAAUAUGGAUUACGUUCGUUCAAUUUUGGAAUGUUUAGCCUCUAUUUGUAGUUGUUGGCACUGUACAGACGACCUAGGCAACCAAGGCAUCGAACCCAGUGAAAGGACUCAUCUUCUGGCAGACUCUGUCAAUCAAAGUCCAGCUUUGCGACGAAGCAACUCUGCUGAUUUGAGCAAUGAUUGUUCUCAGUCGCUGCCAAAGAAAGACGACCAAAAUGCGUUGUCCAGAUUGGUGCAAAAUACUGCAAUUAACAUGAUUAACGUUGGUGCGCUGGAUUCUCACACAUUGGAACAUCAAGAGUACACGAAUAGAAUAAAAACAUACUCACAGCGUCUUCAGCAGCAAUGGAACAACAUCCAGCACCCUGGUGUGGAGCAAACAGGCCUUCUAAAAGAUGUACCAAACCAUCACACUUAUUUGUCGAAAGUCAUUUAUCCAGAUGAUACAGCUCAGAUGAGAAUAUUUAUUGAGAAAUCUCACGCUGCAGUAUUAGGAAUACAAAUUGAUCAUAGAGAGGCGGUUGUUGUUCCGUUUCAAAUCCCUUAAAAAAAACAGCAAGAUAUAAUUUAAUGUUAAGAUGUAUUGUACUGUUAAAAAUAUAAUUAUUACCACAUACCAUUUGUUCUAUUGUGGUUUAAAACAAUGUCA
Molecule: messenger RNA, 700 nt
Organism: Drosophila virilis
Lineage: Eukaryota; Metazoa; Arthropoda; Insecta; Diptera; Drosophilidae
Gene: Lamtor1
Product: Late endosomal/lysosomal adaptor, MAPK and MTOR activator 1
Biological process (GO): positive regulation of TOR signaling; lysosome organization; endosomal transport
Cellular component (GO): lysosome; membrane raft; late endosome membrane
Molecular function (GO): guanyl-nucleotide exchange factor activity; molecular adaptor activity
Source: RefSeq, a predicted model, not a curated record